ACCAGUUUCUUCCUCUUCCUGGUCUCUCUCUCAAAUAUUCCUCUCUCCCCUGAAUCGUCUGAUUCUCAUCUUCAUCACCACCGGUCCACCACCGACACCCACCCCCGCCACCAUCGACGCCCACCCCCACGUCACCGAUGCAAUCAUUGCCGACGUCUACCGCCGGUCUCUCGCCCUCUUACCGUCGCCGCCCAUCUCUCGCUGUCUCACCGUCCCGCCUUUCUCUUGCCGUCCCAUUUUCGCUGCCGUCUCACCGUCUCCGCCUGACCUCUAGUAAGAAAAGCGCCAACCCAAUUUCAUGUUAGGGCCUGUGAUUCCUUGAUUGUUGUCUCUGCAUUUUUACUGAAAAAUAUAAGAUUGCUUGUUUCUUUUGCUCUCGAUUAGGAGUGAAUUCUUUCCUUCUAUUUGACACCAAUGUUAUUCCUAUUGAGAUGGAAGUUUUCUGAACCCAUAAUCAAAUCCGCCUUUUCCUCGUCAAUCCAUUGCUCCAAACAACUGGUCACACUAGAAACGAACAACCUGUUGAACCCACCAACUGCCACUUUUCUCUCCUCUGCCCUGCAACACUACAUCAACUCAGACAACCCAUCCCAUGGCCGAAAGAUCCAUUCCCACAUUCUUAAAACUGGGUUUAAACCCAACACCAACAUAUCCAUCAAACUCCUCAUUCUCUACAUCAAAUGUAGAUGUCUGGCCUACGCCCGCCAGGUGUUCGAUGAAAUGCCCCAACCAACUGUUUCUGCUUGUAAUUAUAUGAUUUCUGGUUACGUGAAAAAGGGGAAGGUAUUUGAAUCUCUGAAUUUGGUUAGGAGGUUGAGUUUUUCCAAUCAAAAGCCCGAUGGGUUCACCUUUUCGAUGGUUUUGAAGGCUUCUACUUGUGAGAGUUUUUUGUCAGUGGCAAGUAGUAUGGGAAAGCAAGUCCAUGCCCAGGUGGUGAAAUCGGAUGUGGAAGUCGAUGGUUUUCUUCAUACGGGGCUUGUUGAUUCAUAUGUUAAGACUGGGAGAAUAGAUUAUGCAAGAAGAGUUUAUGACAUGAUGUUGGAAAGUAAUGUGGUUUGUUCAACAUCGAUAAUUUCGGGAUACAUGAAUCAAGGUUCCGUGGAAGAUGCUGAGAAGAUAUUCAAGAAAUUGCGAGAAAAAGACGUGGUGGUUUAUAAUGCGAUGAUUGAAGGCUAUAGCAAAUCAGUGGAAACAGCUAAGAGGGCGAUUGAGGUUUAUAUUGACAUGCUACGGUUGGAUUUUGAGCCAACGAUAUCAACUUUUGCAAGCAUUAUUGGUGCUUGCUCUAUAUUAUCAGCAUUUGAAAUCGGUCAACAAGUCCAAGUUCAACUUAUGAAGACAGAAUUCUUCAGUAACAUUAAAAUGGGAAGCGCGCUUAUAGACAUGUAUGCAAAAUGUGGAGGAAUUGAGGAAGCAAGAAGAGUUUUUGACUCCAUGGCUGAAAGGAAUGUGUUCUCUUGGACUUCCAUGAUCGAUGGUUAUGGGAAGAACGGACAUCCAGAGGAAGCACUAAUACUUUUCAGCCAAAUGCAAAUAGAUGAACAAACUCAACCUAAUUAUGUUACAUUCCUUAGUGCUCUUUCGGCUUGUGGACACGCCGGUUUGGUAGAAAAAGGUCAAGAUAUCUUCAAUAGCAUGGAGGGAGAUUACUCUAUGAAACCAAAGAUGGAACACUAUGCUUGCAUGGUUGAUCUCUUGGGGCGAGCUGGAAGUUUAAACCAGGCGUGGGAGUUUCUAAUAAGAAUGCCUGAAAAGCCUAAUUCAGAUGUGUGGGCGGCUUUGCUUAGUGCUUGUAGAUUACAUGGUGAAGUCGAUAUGGCAAACAUAGCUGCCAAUGAGAUAUUCAAGUUGAGUAAUGAAGGUCGUCCGGGGGCUUAUGUUGCUUUGUCUAAUACUCUGGCAGCUGCUGGGAAAUGGGAUAGUGUGAGUGAAGUCAGGGAUUUGAUGAAGGUGAGGGGUGUUUCCAAAGAUACCGGUUUCAGUUGGGUUGGGACUGAUAGUGGCUUAGAAGGUUUCCAUGUAGGACAAAAGAUGUGAGUGAAGAAGUUAGUAGUAAAUUGAGCAUGGGGCGAUUACACUCAUGGUUUGGGGGAACCUACUUAUACACACCAAAGUAUUUGAUAAAUCUCAUGAGUCCAGUUAAGGAGGACAAGCUACAAUGGACAAGAACACAACGGUGGAAUCAUUCCUAAGGUGGUGGAAACUAUAUUUUCCACAGUGCAUGCAACUAGAGAUUCCACUGAAUUCCUAAUCAGAGUAUCGUUUACU
This is a messenger RNA of Rhododendron vialii, 2268 nucleotides long. RefSeq names its product pentatricopeptide repeat-containing protein At1g28690, mitochondrial. Gene Ontology annotation, molecular function: microtubule motor activity; RNA binding; ATP binding. The record is from RefSeq and is a predicted model, not a curated record. NCBI's taxonomy places the organism in Eukaryota, Viridiplantae, Streptophyta, Magnoliopsida, Ericales, Ericaceae. The coding region runs from base 415 to 2037 and encodes 540 amino acids. Gene Ontology annotation, biological process: RNA modification; mitotic spindle organization; microtubule-based movement. The transcript is spliced from 2 exons.